Messenger RNA from Aspergillus steynii IBT 23096, 1722 nucleotides. RefSeq lists its product as uncharacterized. The record is from RefSeq and is a predicted model, not a curated record. Gene Ontology annotation, cellular component: nucleus. The coding region runs from base 1 to 1722 and encodes 573 amino acids. Gene Ontology annotation, biological process: mRNA splicing, via spliceosome. The transcript is spliced from 2 exons. NCBI's taxonomy places the organism in Eukaryota, Fungi, Ascomycota, Eurotiomycetes, Eurotiales, Aspergillaceae.
AUGAACAACGAACAAUUCCGCCGUCUCCUGCUCGAUAACGACUCGAAGUCCCAGAACCAGAAAUCGUCGCAGUCUCCAAAAUCCCACGGCACGUCGCGAGGCAAUGCGACUCCUGCUCCUACUGUCGCUUCCUCGCUAGGAUCGCGACUCAAGUCGAGUAUCCCCAUGACCCCACGCUCAGUCGGAAACAUCGACUUCGCGCGCCAACUGUCCGACUACCACCGCGAGCAGCAGCAACCGCCGUCCAAGCGAUUCAAGUCCUCGGCCGCUCCGAAAGGCACGAAGCUCCCCUCCGGAUACGAAGACCGCGCCGCGAAGCUCCGAGCCCUGGAGGAGGCGGGCGAGGGGUCCGGAAACCAGCAGGGUGAUGGGGAAGGCAGCGGGUCGGAUCUCGAGAAACGCAUCCAGGCGCUCGAGGAGAUGGUGAAGCUAGGCCAGAUCGACCAGGCGACCUUUGAGAAGCUACGCGGCGAGAUGGGGGUGGGUGGGGACGUGGGGAGCACGCAUAUGGUGAAGGGGUUGGAUUGGGCGUUAUUGAAGAGGGUGAGGGCCGGGGAGGAUAUUAAUGCGCCGAAGGAGAAGGAGGAAGAGAAAGCGGAGGAGAACGAGGAAGACGUGGAUGAGGAGUUUGAUCGGGUGCUAGAGGAGAAAGGGGAGGGGCUUCCCUCUGCGCCGAAAGAGACGGAGCCGAAGAAGAAGAAAAAGGGGAACCUGGCGAUGGCGCCUCCAGCGGCCCCGGUGCCGAAGACGCGUGACGAGAUUCUGAGACAGCUGCGGGAGAGUCGAGAGCGCGCUCGCUCGACGCAGAUGGCACCGCCACCACCACCGGCAGAGUCCGUGCUGGGAGCACGGUUCAAGAAGGUCGGGGAUGAUGCCCCGAAGGUGGAGAAGAAACGAUGGGUGGAACAGGAUGAGAACGGUCGACGGAAGGAGAUUCUACAGAUUACGGACGCCCAGGGCAAUACGAAGAGAAAGGUGCGGUGGCUGGACAAGCCAGGCCAGUCGAACGGGGGACUGUUGGUGCCAGACAAGGAUGCAAAGCCCCUGGGCAUGGAGGUGCCGGUGGAGAUUGCGUCCAAGACCGAGGCGCCGGUCGAGGCGGAGGACGAGGACAAUGAUAUUUUCGCAGGGGUUGGGGCCGAUUACAAUCCCCUGGGGGAUCUGGACGAGGACAGCAGCUCGUCGGAUUCCGAGGAUGAGACCUCAGCGGGCGAGAAGAAGACUGAGGAGAGGGACAGUGCAGAUGCGAAACUAGUCAGAGACACGGCAGCUCCUGCCGUGGAACCGACCGAGAAACCAACGCGCCCGCGCAAUUAUUUCUCGACCUCGACGAGCGACGAGCCCGAGCCCGUUGACAGGUCGAAUCCGCUGACCAAGGACCCGACGCUGCUGGCUGCGCUGAAGCGCGCGGCCGCCCUUCGCCAGGCCUCACCGUCGGAUGAGGCCGCAGAAGGGGGAGACGGCGACGAGGGCGUCGAUUCGGACACGCUCCUCCGACGGAAGAAGUUCCUGGAAGAAGCGCGACGACGAGAAGCGCAGGAUGCGAUGGACAUGGACUUCGGAUUCGGCAGCAGUCGCAUCGAAGACGAGGAGGACGAAGAGGGGCCGACGUACGAUGAACAACGGGGCGGCAAGAAGAGGAAGCGAGGGCCCAAGAAGAAGAAGGGGGACAAGGACAGCGUGUCUGACGUGAUGCAGGUGCUCGAGGGACGAAAGAAAUAA